AUGGAUGAUGCUCACAAUGAUGUAAACGUCAAUGCUCCCAGGCGGGAGCGUGCCAGGGAACCGAACCAGCUCGCGGGUCUUGCUUACUCAUUCGUCUUGGAGGCCGUUGGGGUCGGGGUCUGGAAGGCACUCGUUGGCUGCAAAAUGUACUGGCAAAAUACUAGGAAAUUGACUGAUUGA
Molecule: messenger RNA, 180 nt
Organism: Penicillium samsonianum
Lineage: Eukaryota; Fungi; Ascomycota; Eurotiomycetes; Eurotiales; Aspergillaceae
Exons: 1
Coding region: 1-180 (59 amino acids)
Source: RefSeq, a predicted model, not a curated record